UCGGCCUCAGCUAUCCCGCUUUGGCCCCCGGGGCUCCGCAGACUCCUUGUUCCCCCGCCGGGGCUGGCAGCGUGCUCGCGCGCUGCGCCUGGGGAUGGGGUCUUUGCCGAAGUUAGGCCGGCCCUUCUGGGGUCUUCGAGGCGCCUCGGCCCCCCCGUGACCGCCCUGCGCGCUUGGUGCCGCUGUCCCCACAAUGAAGGGCAGCGAAGGGGACACGGGCGAGCAGGCCCCGCUGAACCCGGAGGUGGAUAGCCCGGCGGGUUCGGCCACGUACCGGGAUUUCGUGCACCGCGGCUACCUGGACCUUAUGGGGGCCAGCCAGCACUCCCUGCGGGCGCUCAGCUGGCGCCGCCUCUACCUCAGCCGGGCCAAGCUCAAAGCCUCCAGCCGCACGUCUGCCCUGCUGUCGGGCUUCGCCAUGGUGGCCAUGGUGGAGGUACAGCUGGAGAGUGACUAUGACUACCCACCAGGCCUGCUAGUGGCCUUUAGUGCCUGCACUACCGUGCUUGUAGCAGUGCACUUAUUUGCACUCAUGGUCUCCACAUGUCUGCUGCCCCACAUUGAAGCCGUGAGCAACAUCCACAACCUCAAUUCAGUCCACCAGUCACCACAUCAGCGACUCCACCGUUAUGUGGAAUUGGCCUGGGGCUUCUCCACUGCCUUGGGAACAUUUCUUUUCCUGGCUGAAGUUGUCCUGGUUGGCUGGGUCAAGUUUGUGCCCAUUGGGGCUCCCAUGGACACAAUGGCUCCUGUAGUGUCUAUGUCUCAAGUGCCACCAGCGACCUCCUUCACUCCAGCUGCCAACCUCCCACCAUCCUCUGCUUCUGCAGCCCCAUCAGGGCAGCCUACCAAGGCCUGCCCAUCCUGGCAAGCAUGCGGUAGUGGUGCCUAUGGGCCAGGGUGGCAGGCAGCUAUGGCUUCCACGGCAAUCAUGGUACCUGUGGGACUUGUGUUUAUGGCCUUUGCCCUACAUUUCUACCGCUCCUUGGUGGCCCACAAAACAGAUCGCCACAAGCAGGAGCUGGAGGAGCUGAGUCGCCUGCAGGGGGAGCUGCAGGCUGUGUAAGCCUGGCUUUAGCCAGCUUCCCUCCCUGAGAAGCCCCAAGAGUCUAUAGACAUUUUAUUCUCUGCCCCUUGGCUGGAGUCACUUACUGUGGUUAUUCACAGGUAGAGUCCAGAUUCCUGCCCAGUCCUACAUUCCUAGGGAUGUUCCCUGUCAGGGUGUCCCAGUGGGUUUUGUAAGCUUCACUCGAUGUUGGCUGGAGGAAAAGGAAGUAGAAUUUUGUCAAUUUAAGGAUACUGGGGUAAAUGGACAAAGGAAAGGAGGCUCUCCAGGGAUCUUUGGUGCUGACCUUCAGCUGUUUGUUGUUCUACAUGAGGUCAGGCUAGUUACCUGCACAGCUGUGCCCCCCUCAAGGCAGUCAACCCUUGCUUCAUUUGUGUAGAAUUAUUUUAUAGUUGGGGGGAUUUUCUGUCAUAAUUUUAGUGGAUUUCACAUUCUCUUUUGGCUGCUGUAGAGCAUUUGGAUGUUUCUACAGUAGGCAUAGGUCCAGCCUUUCCUCGGAGCCCCUCCUCACUUAAGAGGCCCAUGGUGGUGCUUGCCUCACUGACCUAGGCUUGCACACUUCUAUACCUGGUUCUCACCCUCCUUGGCCUGUGCUGAGGAUCUGUGCAGCUGGCUUGACUUUUUAGCAAGGGUUGGAUGAGGAGAUCUUGAGGUAGAUCUAGCCCUUGGAGUUCUUCUGACACUGAAUUUUUGAUGCACCUUGUUUUGUAUAAUAAAUUGUGUUUCACAGA
This is a messenger RNA of Jaculus jaculus (lesser Egyptian jerboa), 1797 nucleotides long. It is a transcript of the gene Orai3, whose product is annotated as ORAI calcium release-activated calcium modulator 3. Gene Ontology annotation, cellular component: membrane. Gene Ontology annotation, biological process: store-operated calcium entry. Bases 194 to 1066 code for a protein of 290 amino acids. Gene Ontology annotation, molecular function: store-operated calcium channel activity. The record is from RefSeq and is a predicted model, not a curated record. Lineage: Eukaryota; Metazoa; Chordata; Mammalia; Rodentia; Dipodidae. The transcript is spliced from 2 exons.